Messenger RNA from Tripterygium wilfordii, 1932 nucleotides. Its product is annotated as laccase-15-like. Gene Ontology annotation, cellular component: apoplast. The transcript is spliced from 6 exons. The record is from RefSeq and is a predicted model, not a curated record. Gene Ontology annotation, molecular function: copper ion binding; hydroquinone:oxygen oxidoreductase activity. Gene Ontology annotation, biological process: lignin catabolic process. Bases 80 to 1789 code for a protein of 569 amino acids. NCBI's taxonomy places the organism in Eukaryota, Viridiplantae, Streptophyta, Magnoliopsida, Celastrales, Celastraceae.
AUAAAUAUUCCAGUAAAGCAUCAAAGAAGCAAGAGUGAUAUAUAUAUAUGUAAGUUUGGUUGCCUAUUGGUGAAGAAAUAUGUUUUCAGACAUGAAAAACGUUAUGUUCCUCCAAAUAUUGGGUCUUUUCUUCUUGUCUAAUUUCCUUUAUUGCGAAGGCUUGGCUCGUCAGACUUUUGUGAUAAAAGAAGCUCCAUACACAAGGCUUUGCAGCACAAAAAACAUCUUGACUGUAAAUGGAAAAUUUCCUGGCCCAACUCUCCAUGUCAACAAAGGAGAUACCAUCAUUGUUGAUGUCUAUAACAAGGCCAACCAAAACAUCACCAUUCACUGGCAUGGAGUGAGGCAACCCAGGUAUCCAUGGACCGAUGGUCCUGAAUAUAUCACGCAAUGUCCUGUUCGAUCAGGUUCAAAGUUUAGCCAGAAGAUCAUAUUUUCCAAAGAAGAAGGAACCCUUUGGUGGCACGCUCACAGUGAUUGGUCACGUGCUACUGUUUAUGGCGCUAUUGUAAUUUCUCCCAAGAUUAAAGGAACCAAUUACCCCUUCCCAAAGCCUCAUGGAGAUGUCCCCAUCAUAUUAGGAGAAUGGUGGAAAAGUGACAUAGUGAAGGUUUAUGAAGAAUUUAAUCAAUCAGGAGCAGACCCUAAUAUUUCUGAUGCUUAUACCAUCAAUGGUCAACCUGGUGAUCUUUAUCCAUGCUCAAAAUCAGAUACAUUUAAGCUAAUGGUGGAUUAUGGCAAGACCUACCUUCUCCGCCUAAUCAACGCCGCCCUUCAAGACAUGCUCUUCUUCGCCGUGGCAAAUCAUCAACUCACCGUUGUUGGCACUGAUGGUAGCUACGUCAAACCUUUCAAAGUCGACUACAUCGCCAUCUCACCGGGACAAACGUUGAACGUUUUAUUAGAAGCUAAUCAACCAUUAAACCAUUACUACAUGGCCUCCAAAGUAUACUCAAGUGCUAAUAAUGUAACUUAUGAUAACACCACCGCCACAGCAAUCAUACAAUACAAUGGCAAUUACACACCCUCUUCAACUCCCUACUUACCUUAUCUUCCUUCCCAUAAUGACACAAUUGCAUCGGUCAAUUUCACCGGAAAACUAAGGAGUUUAGCCGAUGAUGAUCACCCGAUUUCGGUCCCGUUAAAUGUAACCAAAAGAAUGUUCUUCACACUUUCAGUAAACAGAUUUUCAUGCCCUAAUGACUCAUGUGGAGGGCCUGAUGGAGGCAGGCUUGCUGCUAGUGUUAACAACAUUAGCUUUGUGUUGCCUCACAUUGACUUAUUACAAGCUUACUAUCACCAAAUCAAUGGUGUGUAUGGUGUUAAGUUCCCGAAUGAACCGCCUUUGUUCUUCGAUUUUACGGCCGACGACAUUCCAUCAAUAUAUGAAACGCCAAGGAGAGGAACAGAAGUGAAGGUGUUGGAGUAUAAUUCAACAGUGGAGAUUGUGUUUCAAGGGACAAACUUGGGUGCAGGAACAGAUCACCCUAUGCAUAUACAUGGAUACAGCUUUUAUGUGGUUGGAUGGGGAUUUGGGAAUUUUGACAAAGAAAAGGACCCUUUAGGGUAUAAUCUUGUUGAUCCUCCACUACAAAACACAAUUGCUGUACCUAAGAAUGGCUGGGCCACUAUAAGAUUCAGAACAGAUAACCCUGGAGUGUGGUUCAUGCAUUGCCAUUUAGAGCGUCACCUUUCAUGGGGCAUGGAUAUGGCAUUCAUUGUGAAGAAUGGCAAGGGCUCUAACGCAAAAUUGCUUCCACCACCACCUGAUAUGCCGCCAUGUAAUUGAAGUAGCUGCCUAAAGAUUUGUUGAAGAAAAAUUGUGCUCUUUAUACCAAUUAACAACUAGAGUAUGCCCCAAUUUGUAAUUUACAUCGUCUUUGAAAGCUUGUAUUUGUGUUGAUUAAUAAAAGUGGUUCAUUUUAAAGCCUA